AUGUAACCAUCUAGACAAAGUUUAAAAGGAUAUUAGGAAAUCAGAAUGAAGUUCUCAAGCUCAUGGACCUUUAUGCUUACAUCGUUAGGAUUUGCUGCAGGUUUUGGAAGUGUUUGGAGAUUUCCUUAUCUUGUAUUCAAGAAUGGAGGAGGCACAUUUUUAAUACCUUACUUUAUUUUGGUUUUUACUUUGGCUAUCCCAUUAUUUUUUUUAGAAGUUGGUUUGGGACAAUGUAAAGGAAUUGGUAUGGCUCAUUUAUUAGACAUUGAAAAACCUAUGUUAAAAGGAUUUGGGUAUGUUGGAAUAGUAAUUUGCGCAUAUAUAUCCACAUAUUAUAAUCUAAUUAUGGCUUAUUCUUUGAGAUAUUUGUGGGAAUCAUUCAAGUACCCAAUACCAUGGUUGGAGAGCAUAAUUGAAUAAAAUAAACCCUUUUCUAGAGAUUACUUUUACGAUUCUAUUGUUUAGAUUUCCACAUGCAUAACAGAUUUAAAUCAUAUAAUUUGGGGUCUUUUUAUUGCAUAUAUUGUAUCAUUAAUAAUAGUAUACUUUUGUAUAAAGGAAGGAGUUGAAACAUCAGGAAAAAUUGCAAUAGUGACAGCCACUUCCCCUUAUAUUUUAUUAAUGAUUCUACUCAUAAGGGGCUUAAUGCUUGAAGGUUCCAGUGAAGGAAUAUAUUUUUUAUUUAAACCAGACUUUGUUAAAUUAUUUAAUCCCUCUGUUUGGGUAGAUGCUGCUAAUUAAGUCAUAUUUUAAAUGUCAGUUGGACAAGCCAUUCUUUGUUUAUAUGGUAGUUAUAGAAAGAAGGAUGACAAUUUAUCUAAUUUUUCUUUUGCGAUACCUUUGUUAACUGCAUUAUGUGGAAUGUUAGCCGGCUUAGUUGUAUUCAGUUAUAUAGGACAUGUUAGUUUUAAAUUCAACGUUUCAAUUUCACAAUUACCUUUAUCUGGUCCAGAUUUGGCAUUUGUUUUAUAUCCAGCAAUUUUGGCCUAGAUGCCAAUGCCAAAUUUAUGGUGCAUUUUAUUCUUUUUAGUAUUAUUAAUGUUGGGGAUUGAUACUUAAUUUGGAUUUGUAGAUGGAAUUGCAGGAACAAUAGAAGACAUUUAUUUGGGAGAAGUGAUAGUUUGCGGAUAUAAAUUGACGGUUCAACAAGUUCGAUUAAGUGUUUGCAGCAUAUUAGGAGUGAUAGGUUUAAUCUAUUGCACAGAUAUUGGAUUUUAUUUAUUGAGUUUUGUGGAUACUUUUGGAACUAAUGUUUCAUUUAUGUUGGGAGUACUAUUUGAAGUAUUUUACUUUGGAUCAAAAGAGAGAUUUGAAAAAUUGAAAAUGGAUUUAGAGAAAUAUGGGAAUUACGUUCCUUGGCUAAUUGAAUUUUCAUUAACAAAACUCUGCCAUUAUACUGUUAUUGUAUUGCUUAUAAUAUCCGUUAUAUCAUAAAUCAAAAGUUCUCUUGAUUAUUCAUUUCAUGUAGUUUUGAUUGGCUGGUUUAUUUCUUUCUCGCCAUUUAUAGCUGCCAUCAAGAUUUAUAUAGAAAAUCGCAAUAAGAUAGACAUGAGCAAUAAUGAUUUAGAUAUAGAAUUAUUGACUAAGCAGGUAUAAUAGUGA
This is a messenger RNA of Paramecium tetraurelia, 1602 nucleotides long. RefSeq lists its product as uncharacterized. NCBI's taxonomy places the organism in Eukaryota, Ciliophora, Oligohymenophorea, Peniculida, Parameciidae. The transcript has 7 exons. The record is from RefSeq and is a predicted model, not a curated record. Gene Ontology annotation, biological process: sodium ion transmembrane transport. Gene Ontology annotation, cellular component: membrane.